This is a messenger RNA of Salmo salar (Atlantic salmon), 4451 nucleotides long. RefSeq names its product vesicle-fusing ATPase. Gene Ontology annotation, molecular function: ATP binding; ATP hydrolysis activity. NCBI's taxonomy places the organism in Eukaryota, Metazoa, Chordata, Actinopteri, Salmoniformes, Salmonidae. Gene Ontology annotation, biological process: Golgi to plasma membrane protein transport; intra-Golgi vesicle-mediated transport; SNARE complex disassembly. The record is from RefSeq and is a predicted model, not a curated record. Gene Ontology annotation, cellular component: Golgi stack.
AUCCCGACAACUUUGAAAAAACGCACUUUAUAUCGGAUUUGUGCCUUUUAUGCUACACGUAUCUGCCCCCUCAUUGGCUAGAAUGGUCCCACUUGAUCUUGCCUACUCCCGACUGCCUUCCAUUUUUAUUUUUUAUUUUGUCUUUGUUAGAGCGGCCACUUGAGUAUCUGGUCAAAGAUUUCGUCGCUAACGUGUACGUGAUGACAUCACUUCAUAAGCAAAGUCGAUCCCGCCCACUCCAUUUUUCAAGCCUGUAGUGGAGUUCAACGCACGGUUGUGCUGUCAGCAGUGUUGGGAACUUUUAUGCUGAAUUGCAUUUGAAAAACGACAACAAACACCAAGAUGGCCGGCCGGACUCUGCAAGCUGGGCGAUGUCCAACAGAUGAACUGUCACUGACCAACUGCGCAGUCGUGAGUGAGAAGGAGUCACAGUUUGAACAUCAUGUGACGGUGAGAACCACGCCGACCCACAAGUUUGUGUUCACAGUGAAGACCCACCAGAGUGUGGUCCCAGGAACCAUCGCCUUCAGUCUUCCCCAGAGAAAAUGGGCAGGCAUCUCCAUUGGUCAGGAUGUGGAAGUGACCGGCUACAACUUUGACAAGUCCAAGCAGUGUGUAGGCACCAUGAUAGUGGAGAUUGACUUCCUGCAGAAGAAGAGCGUGGACAGCAGCCCAUACGACUCAGACAAGAUGGCUGCAGAGUUCAUCCAGCACUUCAACAGCCAGGCCUUCAGUGUAGGCCAGCAGCUGGUGUUUAGUUUCAGUGAUAAGCUGUUUGGCCUGCUGAUAAAGGACAUCGAGGCCAUGGACCCCAGCAUCCUCAAGGGAGAUGCAGUCUCUGGGAAGAAGCAAAAUAUUGACAUUGGCUUGUUGCUGGGCAACAGCCAGGUGGUUUUCGAGAAGGCAGAGAGCUCCUCUCUUACCCUCAUUGGGAAAGCGAAGACCAGAGAGUCUCGUCAGUCCAUCAUCAACCCAGACUGGAACUUUGAGCGCAUGGGCAUCGGUGGCCUGGACAAGGAGUUCUCUGACAUCUUCCGUAGGGCCUUCGCCUCUCGAGUCUUCCCUCCAGACAUCGUGGAGCAGAUGGGCUGUAAGCACGUGAAGGGCAUCCUGUUGUUCGGGCCUCCUGGCUGUGGUAAGACUCUGAUGGCCAGGCAGAUUGGGAAGAUGCUGAACGCCCGCGAGCCCAAGGUGGUCAACGGCCCUGAGAUCCUCAAUAAGUACGUGGGAGAGUCCGAGGCCAACAUCAGGAAGCUGUUCGCCGACGCAGAGGACGAGCAGAAGAGGCUGGGCGCCAACAGUGGGCUGCACAUCAUCAUCUUUGACGAGAUCGACGCCAUCUGUAAGCAACGUGGCAGCAUGGCGGGCAGCACAGGUGUCCACGACACGGUGGUCAACCAGCUGCUCUCCAAGAUAGACGGAGUAGAGCAGCUCAACAACAUCCUGGUCAUAGGAAUGACCAACAGGCCUGACCUGAUAGACGAGGCCUUGUUGAGACCAGGCAGGUUGGAAGUCAAAAUGGAGAUCGGUUUGCCUGAUGAGAAGGGGCGUGUCCAGAUCCUCAACAUCCACACGGCUAAAAUGCGUCAGUUCAACCUGCUGGGCAGCGACGUGGAUGUCAGCGAGCUGGCCACCGAGACCAAGAACUACAGCGGAGCCGAGCUGGAAGGGCUGGUCAGAGCUGCCCAGUCCACUGCCAUGAACCGACACAUCAAGGCCAGUGCCACCGUGGAGGUGGACCUGGAGAAGGCUGUGAAUCUGCAGGUCCACAGAGAUGACUUCCUGGCCUCGCUGGACAACGACAUCAAACCUGCUUUUGGUACCAACUCGGAGGACUAUGCCAGCUACAUCAUGAAUGGCAUCAUAAAGUGGGGUGACCCGGUAACUGCUGUGCUGGAUGAUGGGGAGCUGCUGGUGCAGCAGACUAAGAACAGCGACCGCACACCGCUGGUGUCUGUGCUCCUGGAAGGUCCCCCCAACAGUGGAAAGACGGCCCUAGCAGCUAAGAUCGCAGAGGAAUCCCAGUUUCCCUUUAUAAAGAUCUGUUCUCCUGACAAGAUGAUCGGUCACUCCGAAAUCGCUAAGUGCCAGGCCAUCAAGAAGAUAUUUGAAGAUGCCUACAAGUCCCAGCUGAGCUGUGUAGUGGUGGACGACAUUGAACGCUUGCUGGACUAUGUCCCGAUUGGCCCUCGUUUCUCAAACCUGGUCCUUCAAGCUCUGCUGGUCCUCCUCAAGAAACCCCCUCCCAAAGGCCGUAAGCUGCUGAUCAUCGGCACCACCAGCAGGAAGGACGUGCUGCAGGAGAUGGAGAUGCUGGAUGCCUUCAGUACCACCAUCCACAUCCCCAACAUCUCUAGAGGAGAGCAGCUGGUUGAAGCCCUGGAGAUGCUGGGUAGUUUCCAGGAGAAGGAGCGGGCAGCCAUUGCCAAGGCGGUGAAGAGCCAGGCGGUAUGGAUCGGCAUCAAGAAGCUGACGAUGGUCAUCGAGAUGGCUGUGCAGAUGGAUCCUGAAUACAGAGUUAGUAAGUUCUUGAACCUGCUGAGAGAACAGGGAGCGCUGGGUUCUGACAAGCACAUAGCCAUCUAAGCCCAUGGUGGAGCUGCAUUGCCCAGCAGUAGCUGCCUCUCACAUGGGCGAGGAGUGGAAGCCCGGAUGCGGCCGGCAAGAUGGAGUGAGCGAGAGAUUUUAUAUCUCCGCCUAGUCUGGCCAUCGCAAACGCUCGCCGCGUAAUCGCUGUACCGUGUGUUUCCAUGGCAACUCGAUCCACCAGCGUCGUCCUCCUUCCUCAUCAGCACUAUUUCUCUGUGUGUGUAAACUAAGUCUGUAAUUGUUAUUUCUGAAGGCAAAGUGUUGUGAUUCAAAUGACACUCUAUUCCCUAUAUAGUGCACUAGGUUUUGACCAGAUGUCUAUGGGCCCUGGUCAAAAGAAGUGCACUGUAUAAGGAAUAGUGUGCCAUUUGAGAUGCAUCCAAAGUGUUGUGAUUUGUGCUGCUAGCACUCCAGGGGAUUUUAUGUAUAAAAAAUCUAAUGUAUGUUUGUAACUAAACAUGAGACGAGAAAAGUGUAUGCAAAAUCAUGUACACUGAGUGUAUGAACCAUUUGGAACACCUUCCUAAUAUUGAGUUGCACUCCCUUUUGCCCUCAGAACAGCCUCAAUUCGUUGGCGCAUGGAAUCAACAAGGUGUCGAAAGCGUUCCACAGGGAUGCUGGCCCAUGUUGACUCCAAUGCUUCCCACUGUUGUCAAGUUUGCUAGCUGUCCUUUGGGUGAGGGACCGUUCUUGAUACACAUGGGAAGCUGUUGAGCAACAACAACAAAAAACAGCAACGUUGCAGUUCUUGACACACUCAAACCAGUGUGCCUGGCACCUACUACCAUACCCCGUCAAAAGGCACUUAAAUAUUUUGUUUUGCCCAUUCACCCUCUGAAUGGCACACCUACACAAUCCAUGUCUCAAAUGUCUGUCUCAAGGCUGUCCCAAAUCCUUCUUUAACCUGUCCGCCUCCCCUUCAUCUACACUGAUUUUGAGGGAUCCUAGCUUUCACCUGGUCAGUCUGUCAUGGAAAGAGCCGGUGUUUAUAAUGUUUUGUACUCUGUGUAUAUGAUGACCUAUUUGAUUUUGAUGCAACUCCAACAUUGGGCAUGAUGCAUUUGACAAAGCAAUUUUCAUAUUGUAUGCAUAACUGACCAGUCAAACUUCUCUAUAAAUGCAUCAUAUGCUGAAUAUGCGCAACAUAAUGGUGAAACUGAUUAAUUGCAGCAUGUAUUGUGUGUGCUCUAAUAUAUUAUGUGCUUAGAUUUUAUAAUCAUUCCAGGAAAUGAUGGUUCCAAGCCUUACUCUUAACUCUACUCACACAAAACCUAAUAGGACCAAAGUAUCACAGCAGUCUGUUUUGUGAAUAAUUGUUAUGAAUAAAUAUUAAUGUUACUAAUAUUGAUUAGCUAGUAACUGGAAAAAGUGAUUCAUUUUCAGACCCAGACCAUUUUAGAAGGAAACCUCUCCCCAACCACUCAGACACACAUGUGCGAACACACAUACAUAUGACCAUACUGUUGACAGUUCUUUUUUCUGCAUUGUGCUGUUCUCUAUGAAGGAUCUCUGGAGACCCUCUGGCAUGCCUUUGCAUUUUUAGAAACACUUAAAAUAAGGACUGUGUUUUGUGUAGGCUUACCCUGGCGUGACGUUUUGAUAAACAUGUUAAUCUCAAAAUAAUCUCAAUAUAUUCAGCUCUAUUUACUUUAUGAUUCAAAAAUGCUAAUUAGCAUCAAAGUAGACAUCACGCAAAACUACAAAUCCCUGCAAGCUCCUGCACGUCAUCUCUAGCAGGUGUGUUUGUUAACAGGUAUUGGGGUCAACGUGCAUAAGACAGUUUACAGAAUUGUCCAUUUGAAGAAAUGUAAGUGUUUGGUCCCAUGUUUCAUGAGCUGAAAUAAAAGAUCACAGAAAUGUUC